Lycium barbarum (goji berry) is the source of this 525-nucleotide messenger RNA. RefSeq names its product E3 ubiquitin-protein ligase RING1-like. Lineage: Eukaryota; Viridiplantae; Streptophyta; Magnoliopsida; Solanales; Solanaceae. The transcript has a single exon. Gene Ontology annotation, biological process: protein ubiquitination. Bases 1 to 525 code for a protein of 174 amino acids. The record is from RefSeq and is a predicted model, not a curated record.
AUGGAAGAAGCUCCUAUGCCUUAUACUCCUCCAUCUUCUCCUCCAAAACAAUCAAACUUACCCAGUUUGUAUUGCGCUCUUAUUAUUGUAGGAACAGCAGUUUUCCUGCUUGGCCUCUACAAUUUCAUCAGCACUCGAUGGUGCAACGAUAAUAACCACAGGGAUCAAUCUCUUCAACAAAGUUCACGUCAUGUUUCUCAUCAUAAUGUUAACGUGAACAUAGUUUCCAGUUUCAGGUACAUGAAAGAAUUAGGAGUUGAAGUUGAAGCAAAUCAUGAUGAGAAAAACAAUGAUUAUGAAUGUGCUGUGUGUUUAUCAGUUUUUGAAGAAGGAGAAGAAGUGAAGCAACUUCCAAUAUGCAAGCACUCUUUUCAUGCUUCUUGUAUUGAUAUGUGGCUUUAUUCUCACUUGGAUUGCCCGUUGUGUCGUUCUCCGGUGGAGCCGCCAGUGCUUCACCGGAAUAGUUUCACAAGGCAAGAGGAAAGUUCUCGAGAUGGAUUGAUAGUUCAAGCCAGUUCAGUAUAG